Prorocentrum cordatum is the source of this 1371-nucleotide messenger RNA. The record is from the annotation of a GenBank genome assembly. NCBI's taxonomy places the organism in Eukaryota, Dinophyceae, Prorocentrales, Prorocentraceae.
AUGAAGUUCGCGUCCCCCGACUGCCAAGAGCUGACAAUAUGCGAUGCAAGGCCGUUCGUGAACGCCGAAGCGAACAGGUUCAAGGGCGGAGGGACCGAGGACUCCAAUUACGCGGGGUGCCAUGUCGAGUUUCUCAACGUCGACAACAUCCAUGAGAUGGCGAAGAGCUUGGCGAAUUUCCGCAAAGGCAUGAGCCAGCAGGAGGAUCACGCCAGCUGCGCCUCCGCCGUGUCUGGUUGGCUUGGCCACCUCGGCGCUGUGAUCAAAGGCGCAGGUUUCGCAGCCUCGGUCAUGGAAAGUGGGGAGAGCGUUGUCGUGCAUUGCAGCGACGGCUGGGACCGAACGAGCCAGAUAGUCUGCCUUACCUCAUUGUUGCUGGAUGGGCACUACCGCACUAUCCAAGGGUUUCCAGACUUGAUCGUCAAAGACUGGCUACUCCCAGGGCACAGGUUUGCACACAGGAACGGACUCGCAGCGAGGAAGGAACAGCGGUCUCACCAGGAUGCCCUGUCUCCUAUAUUCCUGCAGUUUGUCGAUUGCGUAGCGCAGGUCUGGACGGUGUACCCGCAUUUCUUCCAAUAUUCUAUACAGUUGUUAGCUUUCGUCGCUGCGGCGGGCCAUUCGUACAGCGGGAGGUACAGCACCUUUCUGGGCAACUGCCAGGGCGAGCGAGAGCAGCUGCGGGCCGACCGUGGCCCCUGCUUGUGGACCGAGCUGCUCUCGGACCAGGGGCGGUGGAAGAACCCGCUGUACGACCCCAGAACCGCAAGGGCCUGCAUCGUGCCCUGCGUCGUUCCUCCGAGGAGGCUCGCCUUCUGCGCCGAGCUGUACUCCAGCCUCGGCGGCCUCUUCGCAGAGGACGUCGACGUCGGCUCCUGGGCCCGGCGGGCCUCCAGGCAGGCCAGCCUCCUUGCGGACUUCACGCCUUGCCGCAGGCCCUCUCGCCCCGCCGCCUGCUCUUCGGGCGCCAGGAGACCCGCAGGGGCCGGUUGGCGGCCCUGCCGAGCCAGGACCGGGGAGCCGUCCACGCUGCUCACCAUCGCAGAGAGCGCCCUCCGCCGGUUCCUAUGCGUGGACGACUCGUUCGCGCAGGCGCCCACCGUCUCCGUGGCCGACUGCGCCGAGCACAGCGACCACACGGAGUUCGUGAUUGCCGUCAGGGCCGCCGGCAGGACCCUGGAGGUCCGGCGCCGCUUCUCGGAGUUCGACAAGCUGGCGCACGACCUGCAGGCGGCCGGCAUGGCGUUCACGGAGCCCUUCCCCCGCAAGACGCUCGGGCGAUGCCGCGGCGGGAGCCUCGUCCAGCGCAGGCAGAGGCUGGACAGCUGGCUCCUGGCCGUCCUCGCGGAGGCCCGGGCCCUGGAGGCGUAG